Messenger RNA from Dendronephthya gigantea, 3554 nucleotides. RefSeq lists its product as uncharacterized. Bases 200 to 3163 code for a protein of 987 amino acids. The record is from RefSeq and is a predicted model, not a curated record. The transcript has 13 exons. NCBI's taxonomy places the organism in Eukaryota, Metazoa, Cnidaria, Anthozoa, Malacalcyonacea, Nephtheidae.
GACUCUUGUUUCUCUACGAACAUCUGUCUUUUCAUCUGGUUUUGUUGGAGAGAUUAAAUUAUAUUACCGGAGUUUUAUCCUACUCACUGGAGGAAGUUGUCGAAAUUUUAAAAGAUGUUAUAAACAGUUUGUUUUGAACUGAAAUUUUGACUUUUGAAAAAUUAUUGUUCUUGUUUAUUUUCACAAGAAUAUUAGAAUCAUGAGUGAAAAUCAAUGGAAAAAACCCAAAGAUAUAGGAGGGGAACUGCAGUGGAAACAUGGUUUAAUUUGGCGUGAUAUAUAUUUUCAGGUUUCUGCCAACACUAUUUAUCUCUAUCCACGAAGCAGGAAAGAUAAAAACCAGGUCCUAUCUAAAAUAUCCCUGACGCAGGUUGAUGAAGUGAGUGAAACUGAAAGAAAAUUUUCAAAAAGAUGCUUUAAAAUAGUUUUGAAAACAGGAGCUGUUGAGCAGUUUAAAUGUCCUGCAAAAGAGCUGGGUGGUUUAAAUAUUCAACAAUGGAUUGACAACUUGAGACAUGCUGUGAAAUUUUGGAUUGAUCGAGAAAAACAAAAGCAAUAUGGACGUCCACGAAGGGUGACCUUGGAGGGUCCAGAUGAAGCAUUGGAAAGCCUGGAUGGUGAAAAACAUCGUGUAUUUUUUACAUUAUGGAAUGGUGAAAUGACAGGUCUUCUUGUCAGUGACACUUCAACAUUUACUGACAUACACACACGCUUGUUCUCCCUCGCUUGUCAGCCAAGCAAAUGUUCCGUUUGUAAAAUACGUCAUCAGUCAUGUGGCCUCUGGGCGGUAGACACGACAGGGACAGGGAGACGUGUUGGAAAAGACGAAUCUCUGCGCGCUCUGGAUAAAGAAGGAAAUUGCUUGUUUGUCAUGGAGCACCAUCAGAAACUUCUCGUUGUUCAUUUCACUGAUUUUUCUUACGAAGUUCUUCCGGUUCUGGCUACAAUAACGGCCAAAGAGAUAUUGAAACUUGAAGUAAUCGCUUCAAAACUAAACGAGUUGAGUUGCUUCGAUCCAGGACUGUUUUUACAUUAUGAGAGUGGCGAUGAACUGCAGUUUUGUAUGAAUGACAAUCCAGUUAGUUAUCAGAAGGAUGGCAAGAUUGUUGCAAGAAGCAAGUUGAUUCCAAGAAACAGCGUGAAAAAAUCCGAUCAUGAAAAAAUAGCUGAAAUACGAUGGAAGCUGUACUUGACGCACUAUCAAAGAAAGAAAGUUAGUGAUUGGUUAACAGAAACACGCGCUGAUCAACUGAAGAAAUCUUGCAAGACGGAUGAAGAAUUGUGUUUUUAUGAUGAUCAUUUUGCUUUGAAUAAUGACUUGAUGCAUCCUCGUCUCCAGGAUUGGCAAAGAUUCACUGAUGAUGGUCGCCAGGGUGAUAUUGGUAUCAGUGAUAAUAUUGGUAACAGUGAUGAUAUUGGUAACAGUGAUGAUAUUGGUAACUGUGAUGAUAUUGGUAACAGUGAUGAUAUUGGUAACAGUGAUGAUAUUGGUAACAGUGAUAUUGGUUAUCACGUUGGUCAUGAUAUUCGUAAAAGUGAUGAUGAUAUUCGUAAAAGUGAUGAUGAUAUUCGUAAAAGUGAUGAUGAUAUUCGUAAAAGUGAUGAUGAUAAUCGUAAAAGUGAUGAUGAUAUUCGUAAAAGUGAUGAUGAUAUUCGUAAAAGUGAUGAUGAUAAUCGUAAAAGUGAUGAUGAUAUUCGUAAAAGUGAUGAUGAUAUUCGUAAAAGUGAUGACGAUAAUCGUAAAAGUGAUGAUGAUAAUCGUAAAAGUGAUGAUGAUAUUCGUAAAAGUGAUGAUAGUAUUCGUAAAAAUGAUGAUGAUAUUGGAAACGAUGAUAUUCGUAAUGGUGCAAACAACGAGAUUUUGUCGGGUGAAAACGAUAUCCCAGGGGGUGAGGUUUCCCGGAAUGGUACAUGUACAGCGCAAUACGAUUGUGAUGACAGAAAUCAGAAUGAAAUAGAAAAGGCUGGCAAUUUCGCUAAACAGAAUGAAAAUGAUAGACCAAUGUCAGACAAUGCUGGUAGUGAUUGUCUAGUUUCUCGGAAUGCCACAAUUACGGAUUUAUCUGAUGAUGCUAAGAAUAACAAUGAUGCAAUUAACUCGUUGGAUGCAACUAAUGAGAGCGCAAAAUGCGACAAUUUCUCCUGUCAGAACAGCUUGUUUACUGAGCCAAAUGAAAACCAGACAGUCGUAUGCCAGUCGAUUGUCACAGUUGAACCUCAACCCAGUCUUGAGAGAAUUGAAUCAAACCACACUAAAGACAAUCUUCAUUCUGAUAUCAACCCAAGUCAAUCCACCAUUUCAUGUGGCAAAUUACUGCUUCCCUCAAUAUCAGAAGGGUUACUGUUUCAAAAAGAACAUCAACCAAACCAUUCUCAUGCAAGUGAUAUCGGGAUACGUCGGUCGUUGUCGGAUUCAAAUAUACGUUACUCGUUCACAGACACUAGCGCACGUGACAGUCACACACAAGCAUGUGAUAGACAGCUCAUUUCACGUGUCAGAUGCAGCGCGUCGGAAUCGGAGUUCCUAGAUGAACACGAAGUUCUACGAGUUAUCGACGUGCAUCCACCGAUUGACUCCGAUGAGGACCCUGAUGUUCCCGGGAAAUGUGGAGAAACUGAUAUAUGUAAAUUCACUGGACCAACAUGGACAUUUGCUAAACGGGUUGAAGAAUGUGUAGGGAAGAUUCUGAGGGUAAAAAAUGACAGUGCCGAAGUUGAAAGACUAAUUUUUAACGAUUUAUGCAAAGUUCUUUACGAGUUGCUUGAACAUGGGUUAAAGAAAAGCUUUCUUGGUAUUUCUCUCUUUUCUAUUGGUACAAACGUGUGGAGUAUUUGUCAAACUGUUUGUAAGAUUACAUCUGUUGGUCUUAAGGAGAUGGAAAGAAUCAAGGAAGACGGCAUUGAACAGAAGUUUCGCAUGUUUAUCUACGAAUGUAUUCAACACGAACUUCUCAGUCGAUGGUUUGAGGUUUUGUCCAGUGAAGAUGUUCAAAAGAAAAUAAUGAAGUUUUAUGAACCUAGCGCAGUGGUUUUGGAACCAGAAUAUUCAAAAGCAAUGGAACAUUUGAAGAUACAUUUGGAUGGACUGCUUGCUCUGAAGUUAGAAGGACUGACUACUCGUCAAUUGAAGAAGGAAAGCUCUUUCUUGCUUAGUUUUGAGUAGUUUAGGCUUUAGACUAGUGUUUAGAAGCAUAUGUAUGCAUCCCUCGUAUCAAGAUUCAUAGUCAGAGUGAAGAUUUUCUACGUCAGAGUGAAGAUUUUCUACGUCAGAGUGAAGAUUUUCUACGUCAGAGUGAAGAUAUUUCAUAUCAAUUGAUAAGAUAGAGUCCAAGAUAGAGUCCACACAAAACCAGUCACAGUCGAGAAAUUUUAAUGAUGUUUAUGAAGCUGGAAUAACCAACCUUCAUUAGAUUUUAAGAUUCCUUUUUAGAGUUGCUAAAUGUUUACAUGUCAUUUGCUAGAUUUCAAUGUUAUUUUUGAUAAGCAAAUGUAUAUAAAAGUUUGUGAAUAUUUUAAUUUUCCUAUUAAUCACUUCUUUUCAAACUUAUAUAAAA